UUUAAAAGUGUCUGUUAACACAGAUCAUAUUUUUUUACUUUUAUUUCAAUUUUAAUGAUAGUUCAUUGAUAAAUUUUAUAUUUAAUCACAACAUGGACCAGUCAGUGUCACCACUUCUUAAAUCACCACCCACACCGGGUAGUAGCAAGGAGAGUUCUCAGUCAGACCGCAAAGAAACGUCUAGUAAAUCUCCAAGAAAAACUCAAAACUCUGAAUCAGAUCAUGACACUGAAACAGAAACACCUGAAAAGGCCAAGGCAAAAUCACCAGCUAAAGCGAAAAGUUCACCAUCUGCAGACAAGAAGAGGAAGGCUGAGACAGAUGAAGAAAUCAUAGCAAAACAUGCCAAACAGGAGGAAGAACGGCUGAAAAUGCAAGUUCUGGUUUCCAAUUUUUCUGAAGAUCAGCUCAACCGAUACGAGAUGUACAGACGAGCAGCUUUUCCAAAGGCAUCGAUUAAGCGGUUUAUGCAGUCGAUCACUGGAAGUGCAAUAUCUCCGAAUGUUGUCAUCGCCAUGGCAGGAAUUUCAAAGGUGUUUGUUGGUGAAUUGGUGGAGGAAGCCCUUGAUGUACUGGAAUCAUGGGGGGACACUGGACCAAUCCAGCCAAAACACAUCCGGGAAGCUGUUCGGAUCCUACGAGAGCGAGGAACUGUACCUAACUCAAAGAAAAAGAAAGUCAUGUUCUCCUGAGAUACUUUGAUAAGGAGUGCACAAACUACGAUAUCAUCUGGAACAGUGAUUUAAACUAGCAAAAGCCCACAAGCCAGGCACAGAAAAUGCUUCAUUUGCAGUGCUUUAGAGGCCUGUUGUGAUUUUCAAACCCAAAAAGUAAAGGAAGAUUCAGAUUUUCUGCCUUAAAUUCUAAUUUCAACAACUGGUGUACUGUCAUUGGAAAGCAUUCCUGUGAGUUUCCAAGCCAGACAUUGCCAGGACAGCAAAUAUAGGCGUGUAUGCUCCUUGGCUGGGGUAGAGAUGUUUGUGGGAAAGAUUCAUCAUUUUUGAAUGGAUAUUUGUCUUAUACUGAUAUGAUAACAGGUGGAUCUCUAUGACAUUAAUCAGUGUGUUACGGACUGAAUGCCAUUCAGAACAUAUCUAGUCCUGUGGUAUUUUUCAUCUCAUAAAUAGAAAGUUGGGACAGCUUGUUAACUUAAAGAUCGAGAUACCUAGAUAUAUUUUUUGACAUGUAAUGAUGUCAUGUAACUGUUCCUUAGGAACUUGUUUUUAUGAAAUACUACAUAUUUAUCACUUAUUUUAUACAGAUCAAUUGCCAUAUCAGUGUUUGAAAGCAUUCCCCAAUUUCUUGACAAAUCUGAUUUAUUAGCAUAACAGGCUAAGUGUCUUAUUUCAUUCAACCAAAUUACUAACUUAAAAUUGACUUAACAAAAAAAAAAGUUUUUAGUGAAGACAACUCAUAAAAACAACAUCCUUUAAAAUUCACAGGGUCCAGUUUCAAUACAGGAUUUUAGUCUUUAAAAAUCUUAAAUCUGUAGAAACAUCAACGUUGGCUAGAUAUUAACUGAAAUCUUUUUCAAAUUAAAUACAACUCUCAACUUAAUAUUCGGCUGUACAAAUGGAUACUAAUAUCACAAAAAUAAGACCCAAAGAUUAUGAUAGUUUCAUUUUUAUGACCAAAACCGUUUUUUAAACAGGCCCUAGAACUCUAGAAAUGUGAAUAUUACACAAAUUAUACAAAAAAAAAUAGUGAGCUUAGCUUGAUCCUGCUAUAAGGGACUGAAGAGUGUUAGAGAAAUUGGGGCCUUAGUCUGAACUGUUUCAUUUCAUAUUUCUGUCUUUAACAGUUUUUGAAACUGCUGAGCGAGAAAUGCUCAUGUGCAAUUAAAUGGAUGAACUGAUUGUUUGAAUGUGAAACACAAAUCAUGAUAUUUUCUGAUAAAGAGGAAAUGUUAUCUUAAUUAGUCUGCUUUGAGAUCUCCUGUGCAUUUGAUGUACUUAAGUGUUUUAGCGUAAGAGUUAUGGCAGAGUACUGCACCUUUUUGGUAGCACCCUUCUGCCCAAGUGGAAACCAGGCUGUGCACCCUUCUGCAUUCACAGAACUAUAUGCUACAUAAUAGCUGUCAAUGUUUUUUUUAUUUUUUUUAUUUAAACUGAUAAUAUGAUUAUAACUACAAUACAAAACUGCAUAUUUGGCAGUAGAAAUGUAAUAUUACCUCAGUUAAACAAAUUUCCUACCAUUUUUUGUCAAAUUCAUUUAUAUGCACUCUUCACAGCACGAUACAAAGUGCCGUUUUCUCCUUUAGCACUCCCUGUCCCUCUUUUGCACCACCCUGUCCAUUUUAAAGCCUUGCUUAAUACCUAGAUAACAGGCUGUUAAAAUGCUUAACAUUGAUUCAUGGAUAUAUUCUGACACGGACCUAUAAACCAUGGACUGGCAACUGCCCGAUAUCGAUGAAACGAUAAGAAAUAAUAAUUUACCCACAAUCCUUAGGGCGCACUCCGCAAAUAUCAGAAAAUUCCACAUAAUCUCCGAUCGGUGAUUAACGGCGAUCUUCAGUUAUUUCCGCCAACCCUGCUAAUAAUGCCUUGUUCGUUAUAGAUUUAAUCAUAAUUAAUAACUGUGAUUUUAAUCAGAUUCCAUUGGACUAUUAUCAACUCAAAUGAUAGAACCGCGCAUUUCAGUCAAAUUUAAUUAAUGUUUUCCUACAUGUAUAUAUUCGGCCGAUGUCGGACGUCUCGAAAAUGACCACACGGUAAGAUCUCGGAAUGAAAUCCCGCUGCACGCGUGAGUUUGAGAUUAUCGCAUUUACACAGAUGAGAGUUGCCAAUCCAUGGUUUAUAGGUCUGUGAUUCUGAGUACAAUCUGUGUAUGUUUGUUUGUUUGUUGAAUGUUUUUAUUAAUAUGUUAUCAUUUGUUUUUUUACAAUGAAAUGUGUUUAUUGAUGAAGAAUAUAUAAAUAUAUGUGAUGAGCAUCUUUUAAAGAAUAAAAACU
Molecule: messenger RNA, 2950 nt
Organism: Mya arenaria
Lineage: Eukaryota; Metazoa; Mollusca; Bivalvia; Myida; Myidae
Product: transcription initiation factor TFIID subunit 11-like
Exons: 4
Coding region: 93-692 (199 amino acids)
Biological process (GO): RNA polymerase II preinitiation complex assembly; transcription initiation at RNA polymerase II promoter
Cellular component (GO): nucleus; transcription factor TFIID complex
Molecular function (GO): protein heterodimerization activity; transcription coactivator activity
Source: RefSeq, a predicted model, not a curated record